GUGUUGUGAUAUAUGAUCCACAAUUGAACUUCUCCCAACAACUCGAGUUAUUGGGAUCAACUGGUUCAUGACAUGGUAUCAGAGCCUUCUGUGACCGAGACGUCUUGUGUUCGAUUCCCGGUGACCCCCAUUUGUUACCAUGGUAUUCUUGUCUUCAGACCUAUGCAAACUUCAAGCCCUUAUGAGGGGCUUUCGUUUGAGGGGGCGUGUUAGUGUUGUGAUAUAUGAUCCACGAUUGAACCUCUCCCAACAACUCGAGUUAUUGGGAUCAACUGGUUCAUGACACAUGCAUGCCACCCUGCCCCCACUAGUUCUAGAACCUAGCAAAGAGGUUUUGCUAUGUCUUAUUAUCGACGUUGAUGUCAACAAUCAUAGUACACCUCAAUGAUUGAGAUUAUCAAUCGCAAGUUAUGAAUAACAAUGUCAUUUGCUUUCGUCAACAAACAAGGUGAACCUGAAUUUCAACCACAAAUCAUCGACAAACGACUUGACUACGUCAACAAUGAGGAACACACUCGCCCGUCGUGACAGCAAACUCUAGCACUUCCAACUCAAGAUGCCUCAUCUACCAUGGUCAAUCUUGGUCAUUCAAGGCUACUUAAUAUGAUAAGCCAAACCUAAACCAUCAAACAUUGUUGUAAUUGGGUCCCAUGACUAAUUGAAAAAGUGCCAAAAAAAAAAUACCAUCCACAACUAAAAUAUGUACUUUGAUCGGCACCACGAUCCACUGCCAAAACGACUGCUUGAAGUAACAAAACGAGGAAACAAUCACCACACCCUACAAAGAAAACAGGACAGAAACCCGGACGGAAGAAUCUAUGGAGCCACGAAGGUCAUUUUCCAGUUUUGUCACCACAUGAAUGAAUUGCUUCGGCCGGCCAAAAACUGUAACCCUCCACCAGCCGAAUCUCCACCUACUCCAUUCGCCAUUUGAUUCCCCACUUCCCCUGUUUUGUCGACCACACACACACCGCUCUCCCUCUACAAAUACUGCUGUCCUCGGAAAACAGAGCAAAUCACUAUUGAGCCCAGGAAGAACAGAGUGAAAAACAGAGUGAAGGAAAAGAGAGAGGAGAGGGAUCGAAAAUGGAAGUUAUCAUGACGAACAGGAUCGUUGUGACCAAGACCCACAUCGACGGCGCCCCUAAAGAGACGGACUUUAAGGUCAAAUCCCAAGUUCUGGCUCAGUCGGCCCAGCCGGCGGGUUCCGUCAUCGUCAAGAACUUGUACGUGUCGGUGGACCCUUACCAGCUCAACCGCAUGAAGAGCGACAGCUCCUCUCAGAGCUACAGCUUCUUGGCCGCCGGAAUUGGUCCUGGAGAGGAAAUUGAUUGUUAUGGAGUUGGCAAGGUAAUAGAUUCAGGGAAUCCUGAGUUUCAAGAGGGUGACUUGGUGGUAGGAUUACUGACAUGGGGAGAGUACUCUGUGUUGAAGCCAGGAUCCAUGUUCAGGAAACUGGACGCCAUGGGAUUCCCUCUGUCGAACCAUAUCGGAGCUCUAGCAUUCAGUGGUCUGACGGCGUACGCAGGGCUGUUCGAGGUGGGGAAGGCCAAGAAAGGGGAUAGAGUGUUCGUCUCAACAGCUUCUGGUUCAGUUGGACAUUUGGUUGGGCAGUUUGCUAAGCUCCAUGGCUGCUAUGUGGUUGGCAGUGCUGGGAGCAAAGCCAAAGUGGAAUUGCUGAAAGAAAAACUGGGUUUUGAUGAUGCAUUCAACUACAAGGAUGCAACUGACCUCAGGACAACUCUGAAGAAAUAUUUCCCAGACGGGAUCGAUGUGUACUUCGACAACGUAGGAGGGGAGAUGCUGGAGGCAGCAAUCGACAACAUGAAUGCAUUCGGCAGGGUAGCAGUCUGCGGGGUGAUCUCCGAGUACACGGGCACCGGAAGAAGGGCUGCUCCUAACAUGGUGGAUGUAAUCUACAAGAGAUUGACAAUCAGAGGGUUCCUAGCAAACGAUUUCAUGUCCAUCUUCCCCGAAUUCAUCUCGAAAGCCUGCGAGCACAUGGGUUCGGGGAAGAUGGUGUCCAUUGAAGACAUAUCCAUUGGGUUAGACAGCAUUCCUUCUGCAUUUGUCGAUCUCUUCACUGGCGGUAAUGUGGGGAAGAAGAUUGUCCAGAUUGCACAAGAGUGACUAAACUUGUAGCAUGGCUAGGGGAAGAAAGGAAUCCCUUCUUUUACUAAAAAUCCAUUUUGAUCUGGUUUUUCCAAGUAUGGGUUACUAAAAGUCCGAGGUUAUCAACCUUCUGAUCUCAAUUCUUCACCCUAAAAUUCUACAUACCGUCAUUCUUUGGUCUAAUGUCUAAGCACAUAUGAAACACCACCAAAAAGCUGUGCAUCCCAAACCAAUCACCCUCCCAAUUCGAAUUUCUAGUGUCUAGAUGACUGAAUCUCCUAUAACCAGUCACCUGCAACCACACAGACACCUGCAAGGCUGCAACACAGAGAGACAUUAGUUAUAGGAGAGGUAGUGUGUUCGAAUCUCCACGAUCGCCAAUACUAACAGUUGAUCUAAGCAAAAUAUAGGAGUGAAUAUGUGCAAACUUCAAUAUUGUGAGUUGGCUUUCGAUUAAAAAGGCUUGGUGACUUAGGCUAAAGGCUUCGACUAAAGAUUCAAUAGGCGAGCACUAAAAUGAGAAAGGGUUUUAGACUCAUGAGACGGAAUAACAUUCUAAACAAAAGCGCACAGAUAGAAGUAUUUUGAAAGGCGUCAGCAAGUGCGCAGAAUUGAACUCUAACAUAUUUGCUUGGUAGGCCGAGUUUUUGCGUUAGAUCACCUAAAAAACCAUAUGCCCCUUAGGUCGCCAAACUAUGACAAGAGUUUCAUCUUUUAAAGUGCCAGGCAUGUAUGGCUUAAGGCCAAACCAAAUCAGAAAUGAUUUGAUAACUCAAUGCUCAAAUGAAGCAUUCGAAUUAUUGGUAUCAGAUAGUUGGAUGGUAAGAAAAUCACAAAUGGUUUAUUUAGUUUCGAUUUCACCUUAAUCGAGUCAUAUUAUUGAGUGGAUAAUUUUACCACCCUAAGGCUGGGUUAUAUCUCCGAGGCCAGAUGUCCAUUCCAGAAAGUUCUAGAAAGUAGCGCUCAAGUUGUUGACAACCACAAGUCUUUUUUCCUGUUCUCCGAUCGAAUAUCGCCGGUGCUUUCUCCGCCGAACUUUUCAAUUUCCCAUUAAAGCAUCCACAUCAAACUAACCACAUACAUGGUCUAUAUUGCCACCACAACCGUUUUUGUAAUCCAAUGUUGAUUUCAUCAACAUUGCACAUACAUGAAUGCAUCACUUGAUUCACUUGCCAUUGCAAUUAAUGAAACCUAACUCAGUUU
This is a messenger RNA of Linum trigynum, 3315 nucleotides long. NCBI's taxonomy places the organism in Eukaryota, Viridiplantae, Streptophyta, Magnoliopsida, Malpighiales, Linaceae. The record is from the annotation of a GenBank genome assembly.